Molecule: messenger RNA, 2077 nt
Organism: Rubroshorea leprosula
Lineage: Eukaryota; Viridiplantae; Streptophyta; Magnoliopsida; Malvales; Dipterocarpaceae
Source: the annotation of a GenBank genome assembly
UUUAGAUCCGGAGGAAGACUUGAAUGCCUGUUCAAGUUAAACUGUAUCUCCAACUUCAGAUCUGUCUCAGAUUUCUCGAUCCGUUAAGUUGUUUCUUUGCCCUGACUUGCAUCUGAUCGCUCCAGAAAUGGCAGCUGCACUUGUUCCCUCAAUCUUGGACCUAAUAGCUAGAGUUGAAACUGUAGCAUCAUUGGAAGGGGUGAGGCUGGGGGGAGAUUCUAAAAAUGAACUCCAAAGGCUUAGGAACAACCUUGAGGCCUUAGAUGCUUUCCUUGAGGAUGCAGAGCAAAAGAGAAGGACUGACAUAGCCAUCGAAUGUUGGUUAGGUCGGCUUACAGAUGCAGCUUAUGACUUGGUGGAUGUGUUGGACAAGUGGAUCACUACACUCAUGAAGUUGAGAAUAAAAGGAGUUGGAAAAACUUCUAUUCUGAAGGCUAAGGUAGGCUCCUACAUCACCUACUGUUUACAUACUGCCCAAGUUGUUAGGCGUGAUGAUCUUGCUUUCAAAUUAAAGGAAAUCAGUGACAGGCUAGAUGUGAUUGCCAAUGAAGGAGAUACGUUCUUCUUAGUACAAAGAUCUGUGUUUCAACAUAGCAGACGGAUUGAGAGUACAGCUCUUGUUGAUGUGUCAGCUAUAAUUGGUCGAGAUGAGGUAAAGGGAGACAUUGUAAGCAGUUUAUUGUCGGCAUCUACUGAAAAACUUAAGACAAUUUCUGUUGUUGGCAUGGGUGGGGUGGGAAAGACAACUAUUGCUCAACUUGUUUACCAGGAUGAGGUGGUUAAGCAGCAUUUUGAUCAUAGAAUAUGGGUUUGUGUCUCAGAUGUAUUUGACGAGAGUAAUGUUGCCAAAACAAUAAUUAAAGGAGUUGAGCAUGUUGAAAGAUUUGAAGGAGCGGACUCUCUUGAUUCAUUUCCCCUUUCUGCCCUUCGUGAUAGAAUUUGUAGAUCUAUCCAAGGAAAGAAAUUUUUUCUUGUGUUGGAUGAUGUGUGGGGAGAUGACAUGCAACUCUGGGAAGGACUGAUCCAGACUUUCAAACAUGGUGCCCCAGGGAGUAGGAUUUUGUUAACUACUCGUAAGGAUACAGUGGCAAACAUGAUGGAGGACUCUCAUGUCAUUCAUUUGGAACCGUUUUCUGAUGAGCAGUGUUGGAUGGUAGUUAGUCAAAGAGCAUUUUCUGGAAGGGGUGUUGAACAGUGUCGGAAUUUAGAGGAUAUUGGGAAGAGAAUUUCAAACAAGUGUAAAGGCUUGCCUCUUGCUGCAAAGACUCUGGGAUGCCUACUAAGUGCUAAGCUCGGUAGAAAAGAGUGGGAAGAUAUUUUGAACAGUGAAAUCUGGGAGUUAAAAACUGCAGAAAAGAUGAUUUUUGCUGCUCUAUUGUUAAGUUAUAAUGCUUUGCCUUUGCCACUAAGAGAAUGUUUUAAGUACUGUGCUAUAUUUCCAAAAGAUUUUGUGUACGAUGGAGAAACAAUAAUAUACCACUGGAUGGCACAAGGUUAUUUAGGAGGGGACAAUGGUCAAGAUUUACAAUUAAAAGGAAGAGAGUUCAUUAGCUACUUAGCAGCUUGCUCUUUCUUCCAAGAUUUUCUGAUGGAUAAAGAUGGUCUAAAGUCAACAUGGAAGAUGCGUGACAUUAUGCAUGAUUUUGCACGGUUUUUGAUGAUCAACAAUGGAAUUGUGAUUGAGGUCAACCCAAAAGGCAAUUCAACAAUGGAUUCGCCUUCAAGAAAAGCUCGUUAUUUGACAGCAUGUAUACCAGAAGGGCAAUGUCUUCCUACUUCCAUUUAUGGUGCUGAAAAGUUGCGGAGCCUUAUGAUCAUUUCUGGGGAGAAUGCAAUAACCAAUGAGGCUGUGCGAAUCAUUUUUAAUUGAGCAAAACAGCUAAGGUUGGUGGAUUUUGGUUGCCAUAAUGCAUCAAUGGAUACAAUUCCAAAAGAAAUAGGGAAUUUGAUCCAUUUGAGGCACAUUAACUUGAACGAAAGUAAAAUAAAAGGAUUGCCCAGAUCCUUGUGUGAGUUACAUAAUCUUCGAUAUUUGAAUCUCGAAAACUGUGAAUCUCUUGAGAAUUUGCCAGAUGAG